This is a messenger RNA of Salvelinus fontinalis (brook trout), 3095 nucleotides long. RefSeq names its product 60 kDa lysophospholipase-like. Gene Ontology annotation, molecular function: asparaginase activity. Lineage: Eukaryota; Metazoa; Chordata; Actinopteri; Salmoniformes; Salmonidae. The coding region runs from base 1090 to 2100 and encodes 336 amino acids. Gene Ontology annotation, biological process: amino acid metabolic process. The record is from RefSeq and is a predicted model, not a curated record. The transcript is spliced from 10 exons.
CUUUGUCUUUGCUGUUAUUAAUAUAUAGGCUAGAGUUAAAUGUUGACAUGGUUUACUUUAUUGUACAGUCUUCGUACAAUCAUUCAAACUGUGAAAAGAUUACUAUCCAUGUAACACAUCAUCACUGUAGAAAACGCAACCUUGUACUAUUUGACUGACAAACUUCAGAUGGAGAGCUUGGAGUUUGAUACAGAUGAUGAUAAAAUUAGAGUAGAGUAAUAGUAGUCAGUCUUUAACUGGUCUUAUAGAAAUAUGCGAAGGGGACCUCAACCUACCGGUUCUCUCAACCUACCGGUUCUACCGAUACAUACAUUUUCACGCCCUUACCAUUUCUUUACACAGGAGAUGAGUGUGUAUUGUAGGGAUGCAACGGUACACAGUGUGUUAUCGAACCGUUCAGUACGCCCCGUACGGUUCAAUAUGCACACGUGAACAGCAGAAUUACGGUAUGCCUGUCAUCUUCCUAUAAUUUCCAAAAUGUUCUUAUUGCUGCAGACUACACGCACGUUGUAUAUUCAGAUCCAGAGAACCAGACGCGCAGUUUGUGGCCAUUAGGGGGCUCCUGAGGGCUGACAAACUUUACUCCACAGCAACGUCUCAAAAUGUAGUGACCGCUUCCCCCUCCCUGUUAAACAACUAAUGGACGAUUUGUAAUGACUUCUCAGUAGGAAACCUCUCUAAAGGGGCCCCAUGAAGAGGGGGGGGGAACUAAAAACAAAUAUCUCAUCUCCAACGUGACAAUGGCAAGCGCUAGCGAGACAGAGAGAAGCACAUUUAAAGAGGCACUGCUGUCUUUCAAAUCCGCUGUGUGGGAACAUUUUGGAUUCAGUGGUCAAUACGAUGACGAGGGUAAGAAGACCAUAAACAAACAAAGUACAGUCUGCAAGCGUUGCUUUGCCACUGUCGGCUACUCGAGUGGAAACACUUCUAACGUGUGUCAUUUACGUCGCUAUCACCCGGCCGUAUCCCUUGCAGGUGGAGCUGGAGCAAGGAGAGUCCACUCGUUAGCCAAAACAACAAUCUCUCGCUGCUGCCUUCCAACAACAAUUUGUGAAAAAUUCAGAAAAACAUUUUUUUUUUGUUGACAGGAUGCCGACACACCUCGCUGAUGAACUAUCAAAAAGGCUGUGUAAACAAAAUAAGAGGAUAGUGUACACUGUUUUAGAGUACAGCCCCUUGCUGGACUCUUGCAAUAUGACCACAGAUGACUGGGCUACAAUUGGGAAGGACAUUGAGAAACACUAUGAGAAGUAUGACGGUUUUGUCAUUCUCCACGGCACGGACACAAUGGCCUACACAGCAUCUGCUCUGUCCUUCAUGUGUGAGCAUCUGGGGAAGCCUGUCAUCCUCACCGGCUCCCAGGUGCCGAUCUAUGAGAUGAGGAACGAUGGAAGAGACAACCUGUUGGGGGCGCUGCUGAUCGCUGGUCAGUUUGUCAUUCCUGAGGUUUGUCUGUAUUUCCACAACAAGCUGUACCGGGGCAACCGUGUGACCAAGGUGGAUUCUGGGAGUUUCAAUGCCUUCAAUUCUCCUAACCUGGCUCCUCUGGCCAUUGCUGAAGUGGAUAUUAAAAUUAAUUGGGACACGGUGUGGAGAGCAAACACAACCUCGCGGUUCAGAGUGAGCACUCAGAUGAACCGUAACGUGGGUCUGCUGAGACUCUUCCCAGGCAUCACUGCUGUGACUGUGAAGUCCUUCCUGCAGGCGCCCAUGGAGGGCAUCGUCCUGGAGACGUAUGGUAGUGGAAACGCCCCUGACAACCGCGCUGACCUGCUUGAGGAGUUCCGGAAUGCCACAGAGAGGGGCGUGAUCAUGGUCAACUGCACCCAGUGUCUGAGGGGUUCUGUCACCACAUCGUACGCCACCGGAAAGGCCUUGAGGGACGCAGGACUGGUGGCAGGCUGUGACAUGACUUCUGAGGCUGCCCUGUGCAAGCUGUCCUACGUGCUGGCCAGGACGGACCUCAGCAUAGAGGCCAAAAAAAAGAUGCUGAGUCAGAACCUGCGGGGAGAGAUGAUCGCUGACCUGCAGGGGGCCAAGCUCACUCUGAGCGACGGCGAUGACCUGGAUGAAGCGACUAAGUCCCUGAGCAUCAGCUAAUGGAGAAUACAUUGAGUUCUCAGUCUGUCCAAAAGAAUCCUGAAGACCAAGAUCCUCAACUCUUACCUCUCCAUCCAUCCCCAUCACUCUCUUAUGCUGGACAUUUACACACAAGUUUGCAGAUUAACAGAUUAUAUUUAGAUUCAUCCAAACCAUUUACAAUUGAUAUAUUUGCGAUAAUCUCAUAUACAGUUGGUAAACUGUAGUUGUAAAAGCACUAGUAGCACAACAUUGGAUAUCAAGUAAUAUGGAUGCACUGUGCCUAGAACAAGCAGCACUAUAUCUGUUUGCUUUGUAUGUACCACAGUAUAUGAUGCAUGUGGAGCAAUUAACUCUGUUUGCAUUAAGAGUAUUAUCAGUGAUCAUUGGAAGCACAGGGAAGAAUGUUGUACCUUAUACUAGGCACUUGAUGGGUAGAAUGCUGUUGAUGUGCUUUAUGAAAUGCUUAGUAUAGAGUGAUAUUUAUUCUAAAUGUAAAUAGUCUCACUUAGACUGCAUGAACAAUACAUAUUUUUUCCACCUUCUGAAAGCACAGAUAACUGCAGUUUCCUGUUUGAAAAACAGGACAAUCCAUCCCUCUAUUCUGCUUACUUGUUUCCUUACUCUAACAGCCCGGGCAGAGAGACCAAUGUCAUAUAGCUGGACAUCACUUCAGCUGUUAUCCAAUAACUGUUACUCAGUGCUAUGCUCCUCUACUUUCUAUGUUCAUGGUCAAUUAACUAUUUGAUUCAAUCAAAAUGCCAAUAACAUUAUCAUUAGUAUGUGUCAAUCCAUGUCAUGGUUUUGUCAUACAUGUGUAACUUAACAGCAACUUUCAUAAAAAACAAUUGACAUGAGCAACUUUAUAGAAACAAUUGACAAGAAACAACCCAGUCAUCAACAUUAGAGGAUUUGCAACCUGUAUUACCUCCCAGUGGAGGAGUACAGGGGGUAUGAAUGGGUGUGUGGGGCGGUGUCCAUAGACAAAACAAAGGCAUUAAACUGUCCAAAAUCUU